ACCUCACGUCUCGUAGCCUAAAUACAUUUGCUUCCUUGUAGUAAAAUCAAAGUCGUGAGUCGCUCUCUGGAGAGUUACAGCCGUUUGCAGAGGGGCAGUUUAGGUGAACGCAAUGGGGAAAAUAGAGUGGGCGAUGUGGGCCAAUGAGCAGGCUCUGGCUUCGGGAUUCAUUCUCCUCACUGGAGGCAUUGUGGGGGUGGCUGGACAGUUCAGAGGCUGGCAGUUUGCUGCUUAUGCAGUUGCUGCUGGGGUGUUUGUGUGUCUACUUGAGUAUCCCAGAAGCAAGAGGUCCAAGGGCACUAGUGUGGAGAGAACGGGCCAGUACUGCUUCACUGUGUGUGUAAAAGGCUUUGGGCCAUUGACGAGGAACUAUUAUGUCAGAGCAUUUUUACAUGCUGCAAUCUCUGUACCUGGAGGCUUCAUGCUCGCUACUGUCCUUGGAUGUGUCUGCCUCGGCAUUGCCAGCCUCAUCUACCUGGUGGCAGCUAUCCGAGGUGAACACUGGGAGCCCAUUCUUCCAACGAAGGAGAUCCGAAAGCCAGUUGGAGAGAGCAUCAAGAAUCCUCCUCAGAAUCCACCACCAAGACCUCCUCCAGAGAUGCGCAGGAAACGGGUAGACGACCUGGAGGGAGCAGCCUAUGACAACCCCAUCUCUGUCACUGCCAACGAGUAACCAAUCCAGUGCCCCAUCCUCUGUAUCCCUUCACCUGUCUGCCUGAGAUCUUGGUACAAUUAAACCCAUCAAAACCAGUCACAGUGGGACGUCACCAGAUUCUGUGAUUCUGGACAAAUGAAUAGUUUUCUGAAAUUUAGUGAAGCUAGUGACUGGACCACAAGUUAGGUCCAUACCUUCAUACCUCAACCUGCUGAGAAAUAUCUUGAAAACAGAGAAAAAUGUUGUACUGAGAUUUCAAAAGAGGAUGGGUAAAGUGAAUGUCAUAUUUUACUUUUGAAUUUAAAAAAAAACAUGCCACAGGAGAUAAAUGUCAAUGCUAUAGUUGCUAAGCGGCAAUCACAUACAGAUACUGUCAAGUCAAAAGACUGUAGGUGAUGUUGGUAUUGUUACUGCUGUUAUAAAAGGGCAAAGCAAUAGGCUACCUGUUUUCUGCACCAACCACCAUAUACCUGAAGCUGGGUUGCAUCCCCUGAAUUGUAUUACCAUGCAUAGAUCUUACAAUAUAAUGUAUAACAUUUUUAACCCCUGUGUAUUUCUUAUUAUUUGGCUGUAUGUAACUAAUAUUAGCCAUUUGUUAAUUUUUGUUUCUGUACUUUGACAUCUUGUAAAUAAAUCCCUUGUGCCCCCUG
Molecule: messenger RNA, 1305 nt
Organism: Siniperca chuatsi (mandarin fish)
Lineage: Eukaryota; Metazoa; Chordata; Actinopteri; Centrarchiformes; Sinipercidae
Gene: cyba
Product: cytochrome b-245 light chain
Exons: 6
Coding region: 113-673 (186 amino acids)
Biological process (GO): superoxide anion generation
Cellular component (GO): NADPH oxidase complex
Molecular function (GO): heme binding
Source: RefSeq, a predicted model, not a curated record